GUGCUGUUCAUCAAUGGUUUCGGAUCAGUACUCGGAAGACAUUGUUUCUCAAGAAGCGAAAUCCUUGAUCGUGUCUGUGAAUGCCAAUCAGGAGCAAGAUGCACCACCAACAAAGAAGAAAAAGAUCCGUGAAGAAGAAGUGGUCGAUGUGAUGAGAGAAAAAGCUGAAGAGAAGACAAACAUACUGUCACAGGCACGGGAGGAGGAUGAGAUGGCCAUGCCACCCCCGCAAAAACGUCCCGGAAAACGGUCAGUGGGCGGCCAAGGUGCAGUUUCUAGACGGCCAUUAACCGCCCAUCCCAACCCUAAACAACUUGGUCGUCGAUUCACCACAGCCUCCAAGCGGAAGACGGAGAAAACAAAGAGUGGCGAAGACCCCAGUAGUUCGGCGGAGGAAAAUGAAGUACCAAGCCAGGUCAUCUUGUCAAACAGGUCACGUGGAAUCAACCUCACCGGCGAACAAGAGUGCGAUGUCGUCGACUGGUUUCAAGAGCAUGAAAUCUUCUACAACAAGAAGUUGACGGACUACAGAGAGACGGGGAAAAAAGCGCGUCUGCUGGAGGAGAAGGCGGCCGAACUCAGCCUGCAUGUUAACCAGUUGAAGACGUGGUAUGACGGCAUGCGAACCAGAUUUGCACGAAUUAGUUCAACACGCUCUGGUCAGGUGCCUGUGCUGGAUGAGCUGACUGAAAGAGACAGGUGGAUAUACAACUCGUUUCAGUUUCUGCGGCCACACAUCGUGCGUGUCCCCAGCCGUCAGUCCAAGACCUUUAAGAGGAAGGAGCCAGUACCACGGCCCUCAACGUCCUCGAUCUCGGAUGUGCAGGUGUUGGCCGACGACGAGGUGAGGCAGGACAUAGACACACCGCCUGCCAACGCGUCUGUGCCCACCUCCACACCAUCACGGAGUUCUCCAUCCUUAGCUGCAACACCAGACGAACGCCAAGAACAGCUCCUGGAGAAGCUGUCUCAGCAGUACCAGCAGACGAUGGCCCUCCACAAUAGGCUAGUGGCUACCUUGCAGCCCCAGUCCACCCACGUCAAACAGGUCGCACACUUCAUGGCGUUUUUAGGAUCCCUGUGUGAAACCAUGACCCCAUCUGCCUUGAAGUCGUUUAUGAUCAAGACUCAUCAGCUUGCCUUUGAGCACACACCUCACUCGACCGAUCCCCCACCACCUUCCACGGACGACACACAUGCCUCCUGACCAUUACUACCCGCCCAGCCCCUACCACCACUGGAAGCUCUACAGGCUCAAUCCCUUCUUGCACCAGCAACUUCCACAAGAUGAACAGUUUCAGUCAGCUAAUAAACUUUGCUUUGUCAGAAUCCUUAAUGACAACGAUUAUUAGGAAGCAGGAAGUAUUAACAUACAAUGUAUCGUCCCUUCUUGGGCGUAGAUUUCCUUAUGUCGGUAAUACCACUACUCUGCAAACGAAAAUACAUUAGCAGAUUGUGAUGCAAGUUUCUCAUCUUUUACAGUACAACUGAGCAAAACAUUCACAACUCACAUAUCUAAUCUAAAUUUUAUCCUGUC
This is a messenger RNA of Penaeus monodon (black tiger shrimp), 1537 nucleotides long. RefSeq lists its product as uncharacterized. Gene Ontology annotation, cellular component: nucleus; transcription regulator complex. NCBI's taxonomy places the organism in Eukaryota, Metazoa, Arthropoda, Malacostraca, Decapoda, Penaeidae. Gene Ontology annotation, biological process: regulation of transcription by RNA polymerase II. The record is from RefSeq and is a predicted model, not a curated record.